AUCCGUAAUUAACAGAAUAUCCAAGUAAAUAAUCUGCUUAAAAUGUCAUACUGGAUCGAAACAGAAGACUGGCACACUGCCGGCGAACCCUUCCGCAUCGUCCAAACCCUUCCAGCCGGUCAUCUCCCUCACGGCGAAACUGUCGCCCAACGUCGUCUCACUGUUAUUGACACUCCCAAUCACCCUCUUGACCAACUCCGACAAUCUCUAUGCCAUGAGCCGCGUGGCCAUGCGGAUAUGUACGGCGGCUUCAUCACGCCCCCAAAUGAUCCCGGUGCUCAUUUCGGCGUCUUGUUCUGGCAUAAAGAUGGCUUCUCAACGGCGUGUGGACAUGGGACUAUAGCUUUGGGGUAUUGGGCUGUUACCAAGGGUCUGGUGAAAGGGCCUGAAGAUGGGAAUGUUGAUGUCGUUAUUGACGUUCCGUCUGGGAGGGUUAUCGCGAACAUUGCUGUGAGGCAGGGCAAGCCGGUCCAUGGCGACUUCAUCAACGUCAAGAGUUACCAGAUUGCCAAGGACUUGUCUGUCAAUCUUCCAUUACGAGGCGUUGAUGUCAAGGUCAAUCUAUCAUUCGGAGGAGCUGUUUACGCUACCAUAGACGCAGCUCAACUGGGCUUCAAGGUUGAACCAAGUCAACACAUCGACUUCAUCAACCUUGGACGCGAGAUCAAAGCUUCUCUAGGCACUAGAGCCCACUAUAACACAUACGAUCUAUACGGCGUCAUAUUCUUCAACGAUGAGGGCACUGGACCAGCUGGAGAGGUACUUCAACGCAAUGUCACUGUCUUUGCAGAUGGUCAGAUCGAUCGCUCACCCUGUGGCUCAGGCACAGCUGCAAGAGUAGCAGUGCUUUUAGCUGAAGGAAAAUUGGGAGCUGGAAAGUCAAAGCUUCUGCACCGAUCGAUUAUUGAUACGGUGUUUGAAGCAGAUAUUAUUUCUGAGGAGGAGAGUCCUGUUGAAUUCCCAGCUUGUAUUCCGAGAGUGAGAGGAACUGCUAAUUUGGUCGGGAGGAUGAACUUCUUUAUCGAUCCGGAGGAUACUGUAUUUCCUGGGUUCCUUCUAAGGUGAACGGACGUUAAAAGAGAAAGCGAACA
Molecule: messenger RNA, 1091 nt
Organism: Fusarium redolens
Lineage: Eukaryota; Fungi; Ascomycota; Sordariomycetes; Hypocreales; Nectriaceae
Exons: 1
Coding region: 43-1065 (340 amino acids)
Molecular function (GO): hydro-lyase activity
Source: RefSeq, a predicted model, not a curated record